This is a messenger RNA of Staurois parvus, 413 nucleotides long. NCBI's taxonomy places the organism in Eukaryota, Metazoa, Chordata, Amphibia, Anura, Ranidae. The record is from the annotation of a GenBank genome assembly.
CGGGCAUCCGAGUCGUCUGGCAAGGACUGCGGGCACGAGUCGUCUGGCAAAGACUGCGGGCACCGAGUGGUUCUGGCAAGACAGUGGGCUCCCGGGUCAUCAGGUAUCGGAUUGUCUGGCUCGACAGCGGGCAUCGGGUCACCAGGUAUGACAGGCGGGCACUGGGUCACCAGGCAUCAGGUCAUUUGUCUUGCCAGCGGCACCGCGUCAUUCUGGCAAGGCAGUGGGCACCGGAGGUCACCAGGUACCGGAUCAUCUGGAUCAACAGCGGGCAUCGAUGUUCAACCUGGCCUAAUAGGAAAAUGUCGGGCUGUGGAUCAGUUUCAUCAUGCUGAGUAGGGCAUCAGGCUGACAUGCAGGCAUCAGGCUGAGGAGAGGCUUCAGGCUGAGGAGAGGCAUCAGGCUGAGGAGAG